This is a messenger RNA of Suillus paluster, 411 nucleotides long. RefSeq names its product kinase-like domain-containing protein. Lineage: Eukaryota; Fungi; Basidiomycota; Agaricomycetes; Boletales; Suillaceae. The transcript has 2 exons. The record is from RefSeq and is a predicted model, not a curated record. Gene Ontology annotation, molecular function: protein serine/threonine kinase activity; ATP binding. The annotation marks the transcript as partial. Gene Ontology annotation, biological process: peptidyl-serine phosphorylation; signal transduction; endocytosis. Gene Ontology annotation, cellular component: cytoplasm; nucleus.
UGCAGCGUCUGCAAGGGAAGGAGUCACUCCAUACCCAGAGUCUUCACCUGUGGACGACUUGAGCGCUUCGAGUACCUUGCUAUGGAGCUCCUUGGGAUGGACCUUGACAAUGUACGCACACUGCGCCAUCUGCCUCUACCCACAGUAAAUAUCUUGGUGGUCGCUGAUCAAAUGAUCGCAGCUCUCGAAUUUAUACACAAGAACGGAGUCGUCCGUUGCGACAUGAAGGCAGUGAACAUCCUCCUCCACCCCACCGAUCUGAAGUGCUUGUACCUGGUCGACUAUGGGCUCGCUUGGGGUUAUUACAUCUACGACCGAAACCAGUCUUUCUAUGGAUGUACCACUGAGAUCGCACGGCGUGAUUGGUACACUUCCGUACGUCAGACUGAAGAUGCACCAUGGCAUUCGUAA